AUGGUCGUUGGUUAUACAGGGUACGAUGGAAAUACGUUUCAGAAAUACCUCCUAGGAAUACCUCCCAAGAAUACCUCCUACAUAUACCUCCCAGAAAUGCCGCCUAGAAAUACCUCCCGCAUACACCUCCUACAUUUACCUCCCACAUAUACCUCCCAGAAAUACUUCCCACAUGUACCUCCCACAUAUACCUCCCAGAAAUACUUCCCACAUGUACCUCCCACAUAUACCUCCCAGAAAUACUUCCCACAUAUACCUCCCAGAAAUACUUCCCACAUAUACCUCCCAGAAAUACUUCCCACAUGUACCUCCCAGAAAUACUUCCCACAUGUACCUCCCAGACAUACCUCCCACAUAUACCUCCUAGAAAUACUUCCCACAUGUACCUCCCAGAAAUAUCUCCCACAUAUACCUCCCAGAAAUACUUCCCACAUGUACCUCCCAGAAAUACUUCCCACAUAUACCUCCCAGAAAUACCUCCCACGUAUACCUUCCAGAAAUACUUCCCACAUGUACCUCCCAGAAAUACUUCCGACAUAUACCUCCCAGAAAUACUUCCCACAUGUACCUCCCGGAUAUAUCCGCCACAUAUACCUCCCAGACAUACUUCCCACAUAUACGACCCAGAAAUACUUUCCACGAAAUGGUAUACAUUAG
Molecule: messenger RNA, 657 nt
Organism: Acanthosepion pharaonis
Lineage: Eukaryota; Metazoa; Mollusca; Cephalopoda; Sepiida; Sepiidae
Source: the annotation of a GenBank genome assembly